AUGGGACGUUUCAAGACAUGGAGGCCAAACUCAGAGUGCUGCAAAUGGCAACGCGUGAGAUGCAAUGCUCGUUCACCUUCCAGAGAAGUCAUAGACCUAAAUCUGAGCUCUCUUUUCAAUUUUGGUGAUUCAGUCUCAGUGAGUUUUAGCAUUCUGAAAUCGGUUCUGCGUAUAAAUUCUCUCGUUACGCUUGAUAUCUCGUCUAGUUUCAUACAAGGAGAGAUUCCUGGAGAUGCGUUUCUCAAUCCCUCCGAAAUUGUUCUCUUUGAACACCUUCAGUAUCUUAACUUAAGAUUGAGUGGUUUUGAAGGAGAGAUUCCUGGAUAUGCAUUUGUAAACUUGACCAGCUUGAUCUCUCUUGACAUGAGUAGGAAUAGAUUGAACGGCUCUAUCCCUAAUGAAUUGUUCUUUUCGAAGACUCUUCAACAUCUUCACUUAAGCAAUAAUCUUUUUGGAGGAGAAAUUCCUGGAGAUAUGUUUGUGAACUUGACCAGCUUGAUCUCUCUUGAUAUGAGAUUCAAUAGCUUCAACGGCUCUAUCCCUCCUACAUUGUUCUCUUUGAAGACUCUUGAGCAUCUUGACUUAAGCAUAAAUGGUUUUGGCGGAGAGAUUCCUGGAGAUGCGUUUGUGAACUUGACCAGCUUGAUCUCUCUUGACAUGAGUGAUAACAAGUUUAACGGCUCUAUCCCUCAUAAAUUGUUCUCCUUGAAAAAUCUUCAGCGUCUUGACUUAAGCUGCAAUGUUAUUGGCGGCACGUUGAGUGGUGACAUCAAAGAGCUCAAAAAUCUGCAGGAACUGAUCUUAUAUGAGAAUCUCAUUGGAGGAGAGAUUCCUCCAGAAAUAGGUAGUCUUGCGGAGUUGCGGAAGCUAGUUUUGAGGCAAAACAAGCUCAGUGGUUCUAUUCCGUUGUCCAUAUCACGGUUAACGAAGCUCAAAAAGUUUGACCUUCGGAACAAUUCCUUGUCUUAUGAGAUUCCAGACGGUAUUGGGAACUUAGUCAAUCUAUCAACUCUGUCUUUGAGCAUGAACAAGUUGUCGGGUGGAAUUCCAUCGUCGAUUCAGAAGCUGAAAAAUCUUAAAACCCUUAACCUUGAGUUUAACAAUGGUUUGUCAGGUGAGAUUCAUAACUUUGUCAGACAACAGGCUCUCAGGCUCACUGCCUCCAAAUUUGUUUCAGUCUUGGAGCUUAUACUAUCUUGCACUAUCAAGGAACAACUUCUCCGGUCAGAUCCCUGAUAUGGAAUCAUCGGUCACGAUACUCAUGCUGUCUUAAAACAACUUGUC
Camelina sativa (false flax) is the source of this 1284-nucleotide messenger RNA. NCBI's taxonomy places the organism in Eukaryota, Viridiplantae, Streptophyta, Magnoliopsida, Brassicales, Brassicaceae. The record is from RefSeq and is a predicted model, not a curated record.